AUGCAGAUGAGCAAGGAGUCCACCCUGUCGGACGCUAUCGAUCACAUCAAGAAGCUCCAGAACCCGGGUCAAAUCGAGCUGGUUCCUCUGGGGCCAUACAAAUACCACCUCAGGAUCUUCUGCAAGAAGACCGGCGUCUUCACCAAGGUGCGGGAAGCGCUCUACAGCUACAACGCGCAGGUCACCAGCCUGAACACCAUAACGUUCUAUGGCUACGCCGAAUCAGCGUGCUAG
Molecule: messenger RNA, 234 nt
Organism: Miscanthus lutarioriparius
Lineage: Eukaryota; Viridiplantae; Streptophyta; Magnoliopsida; Poales; Poaceae
Source: the annotation of a GenBank genome assembly